This is a messenger RNA of Mya arenaria, 764 nucleotides long. RefSeq lists its product as uncharacterized. Gene Ontology annotation, molecular function: protein binding. The coding region runs from base 243 to 764 and encodes 173 amino acids. NCBI's taxonomy places the organism in Eukaryota, Metazoa, Mollusca, Bivalvia, Myida, Myidae. The record is from RefSeq and is a predicted model, not a curated record. The transcript is spliced from 4 exons.
UCCUUUGGAGGUUAAUCAUAUGAGUACACAGCAACCUUCCGAGGCACAAUUUACUUCCGAGGUUAAUUGUCCCGUUACCUCGGAAGUUUAAACCUCUGAACAGCGUUAUAAUGUUCACCAGACUCUCCUGGUUAAAUAUGAAGAUUACCUCUAAAUAACGUUGUAUAGUGUGUCGUGUGUUUGAGUGUGCUUGCACACAUUGACAUACGAAAACAGGGCGUGGAAAAAGUUUAAAGUCGGGCAUGCGCAUUGGCUCUCCGUUUCGCUGCGCAUGCCUAGUCCGCCCCCGCGGGCACCUGUUAAAUUCGCGCAUUGGGCAUGCGCACUACCAUCGACACCUCACGUGGUGUGGGAACAACAUGGCGGCUUGCCGAGAUGUUUUUGGCCAGAAUCAACGCCCUUGCAGAAAAAAAGCCAACCAAAACUACCUUCAGACAAACACGGCUGAAAUUGAGCUGAAUUUGUGCUAUAUGCAGUAUAUCGAUCAAUACAUAGGUAAUGGAGUGUUUGCUAGGCAAGAGCUCUUGAAGGGGCAAUUUAUUCUCGAGUACAGAGGAGAACUAUGUAAACAGCAGUCUGAUGGUGAUGAAAUGUUCAAAUACCAUUUCAGACAUAACAACAAGGAAUACUGCAUCGAUGCCUCAAAAGACACGUGUCUGGCAUGCAUGGUCAACGACUUGGACCGAUACACAAAGCCUAAUUGCAAAGUGGUUAAAGUUGUUGAUGACAGACAUCAACCAAGACUCUUGUCUGUUUGCAACUGA